Molecule: messenger RNA, 1311 nt
Organism: Neospora caninum
Lineage: Eukaryota; Apicomplexa; Conoidasida; Eucoccidiorida; Sarcocystidae
Product: putative mitochondrial carrier domain-containing protein
Exons: 4
Coding region: 1-1311 (436 amino acids)
Biological process (GO): glycine import into mitochondrion
Cellular component (GO): mitochondrion
Molecular function (GO): glycine transmembrane transporter activity
Source: RefSeq, a predicted model, not a curated record
AUGGCGAUGGACGAAAAAGGGUUAUCGGCAGAUAUAACAAGCACGAGGACCGAAUCGGUCGUUCCUACCGGCUGCCUCGCUUGCGGGAUUUUAACGGGAGCCGUCUCUUCCAGUGUCUUCACCCCGUUCGACAGAGCUUUGUAUCUCUCCGUCACCGCCCGUCGACCUCUCCUCGAUAGACGAAAUUGGUCACGGCCGUACCAAGGUCUUUUGAACACAUUCACCUCUCGGGCGAUAAACACUGGGCUCUACUAUCCCCUCGAAAGCAUUUUCACCAACGUCCUCUCCGCCCUAUACACUUCCGCCGGAGUUCAGAAUGACACAGAGUCUGAGCAGCGAGAACGAAAUGAUGCUCGUGGAGCCCGUCAAGCGGAAGGCAGCAGACGCGAUGCAAACAGAGUCUCGGGCCCUGCCAAAGCUGACGAAACAGACACGGGAUUGGCUUCAGCUCCUCCCAAAUGGAUUUUUUUGGCAUCUGGUCAGCUUGUCGGUCUCACGAGUGCAGUCGUCUGCCAUCCGUUUAACAUGGUAAAGUGCGCCAGUUGGAGCGGCCACACCGACACGUCUUCGCGGGUUUUCCUUCAGUCGGUCUGCAGUGGAGGCGUCCACCAACUGUACCGGGGUUUGGGACCUACGAUCUUGAGGGAAGGAACUUUUGGCGGCAUUUUCAGUCUUCUUCGUCACGGGUUUUGCUUCUCAAAGACUUCACCCCAUCCGGACCGGCCAUCAUUCCCCGCUGCGUCUCCAAGUGGCGCUACGGCUAGUGACACACCGACAUCUUCUCCUCCCUCUUCCCCGCCGACUGGGUCCCUUCUCCAAGUGUGCAAUCCGUUCAUCGAGAACUUUAUUGCCGCCGCUGUCGGAGUCGUGCUUUCUUCCCCGUUCAACUACGCCCGCAAUAUGCAGCUGUCGGCGCCGCUAAGUUCGCCGACGCCCACCACCUGGUCCACGCUGUGCGAUCUCUGGCGAGAAGCUUUUCACCCACAGAGCGCGCCAAAUGGCAACGAACAGUCCAAGCUGAGAAGCAGCCGUGGAGCUGCAGACAGACGGGGGUUUUCACAGCCGCCAAAGUCGAGUGUCGGUGUUUCUCCAUCGCCGAAGACAGCGGCUGAUGCAAUCCCUCACGACAUUCAACAGAAAGUGCCGAGAUUCCUCGUCUGCCAUCCCACAGUUCGCGGUGUCGUCAUUAUCGCGGAUCGACUGCGUGUCGGAUGGGGAACCGUGCGGGCUUCGAUAGGCAUGAGUAUCGGCGCAGUUGUUUACGGUGCCUGCAUGAAUCAUCUGGUGCCGCAAACCGGCCAAACGCUGUAA